UGCAGUUUUCAUUUCGGCGAUAUAAUAAGUGCGCCUUUUAUCAUUUUGAAAACUUGCCAUUUCGGUCUUUCUCCAAAGCCCUUUUUCCCUUUCGCUCUCGCGAAACCCAGCAGUGUCCAAACACACACACUCCCAAACCCUAACCACGGCACCAUCACAUUCUCUCACUCCCCUUUCCCUUCAGCCAUGCCCGAAUCACGCGACCGUCGCAUAACCGUCGUCGACCUCGCCGCCGCCAUCGCCCGCCGCCGCGCCUCAUUCAUCUACAUCGAUUCUCCGCCGCUCCGAACGCCUCAAAGAACCGCCGCCAUCGGCCGUGGAAGAGCUAGCGGUUCUCCCGGCUCUCAGAACACACCUCCAUCAACUGCUCGACGUGGUAGAGGACGCGUUCCGUCACGCAACGUGCUUCCCGCGUGGUACCCUAGGACACCACUCCGUGACAUUACUGUUGUCGUUCAGGCGAUCGAGAGGAGAAGAGCGAGGUCAGGAGAAGCCGAAGGCCAGCGAAUCGGAAGCACCGAUCCUGCUUCGGAUCGAUUAGUUACAGAACCUUCCGAACCUGCUUCUGCUGAUUCUGCGGUGAAAUCGCCGAAAUCCGUUGGUGUGAAGCUCCGAACGCCGUUCGGCAGCAAAGUGCCGAAGAUCUUCCUCGACAUUUCGGAGUUACCGGAAGACGACGAAUCGGAGACUCUGACGCCGCAGAAGAAGCUUCUUAACAACAUCGAUCAGGUUGAGGAAGCCGUGCGCGAAGAACUGAAGAAGCUGAAGAGAACUCCGAGUGCGAAGAAAGCAGAGAGGGAAAAGCGCGUUCGCACAUUGAUGUCCAUGAGGUGAUUGGAAUUCUCAUUCACAGGGCAGAGCCAGAGAGCAAGGGGUAUUAGAGUCAUUUUAUUCUGGACUGAGUUGAUUCGCUUCGCUUGCGUCUUAGGGCUUGAAGGAGCAAGUUAUAUUCUCUAGUUUGUUUUUAUUUUCUUUCUAACUUUCUUGUUAGAGGUUGUUUUUUGAUUAGGUAGUGUUGGUUGAUAGAUAUAUCCGUCAUUCUUGUGAUGGUUAGUGAUUCCCAGCACCUGUUGUACAUAUUUCCCAUACAUUUCGGGUUGGGGUUGCUUCUAGUGUACCAAUCGUUCAAGAAAAUAAUCGAUUCAUUCUUGUUACCAA
Glycine soja is the source of this 1158-nucleotide messenger RNA. Its product is annotated as protein POLYCHOME-like. Lineage: Eukaryota; Viridiplantae; Streptophyta; Magnoliopsida; Fabales; Fabaceae. Gene Ontology annotation, cellular component: nucleus. Gene Ontology annotation, biological process: regulation of nuclear division; negative regulation of ubiquitin protein ligase activity. The record is from RefSeq and is a predicted model, not a curated record. The coding region runs from base 187 to 834 and encodes 215 amino acids. The transcript has 2 exons.